Medioppia subpectinata is the source of this 765-nucleotide messenger RNA. Lineage: Eukaryota; Metazoa; Arthropoda; Arachnida; Sarcoptiformes; Oppiidae. The record is from the annotation of a GenBank genome assembly.
UAGUUGAACGUGUUGUGCUAACACACACUCACACACAGUCUGUAUGCGGUUUAGUGUACACUCACUGCACACUCCCAUUGCAUAACAUAUUUUUUCGUACAAAUAACUAAAAAGUUAUUUUACAGUAUGUGUUGAUGUGUAGUUGGAUGUGUGUGGUGUUUUUAUAAUUAGCUAAAUCACCAUCAUCAUAUUAUUUAUAAUUGUUAUUAGCGUAAUAGUAGUUAUUACAAUUGAAUCUAUUUAACCAAUAUGAAAGAGUUUAUCAUCAGUUCGCUGGGCCUGAGCGAUGUGGCCAAAAUGGAUAAGCGCCAGAUCCUAUACCAGGUGCUCAACUUCGGUAUGAUUGUGUCCACAGCGCUAAUGAUAUGGAAGGGACUAAUAGUGAUGACCAAUAGCGAGUCGCCGAUCGUUGUGGUGCUCAGUGGUAGUAUGGAGCCGGCGUUCUACCGUGGUGAUCUACUGUUUCUCACCAAUCACCGGGAUGAGCCCAUACGGGUGGGCGAUAUCGUGGUGUUCAAGAUCGAGGGCCGCGACAUACCUAUCGUCCAUCGGGUACUCAAUUUGCACGAGAAGGAAGACGGUUCCAUCAAGGUACUGACCAAGGGCGAUAAUAACCGAGACCACGACCGGGGUCUGUACGCGCCCGGCCAGCUGUGGCUCCAGCACAAGGACAUUAUCGGCAGAGCCAAAGGAUAUGUGCCAUACGUUGGUUACGUCACUAUCGUUAUGAAUGAUUACCCGAAGCUUAAGGUAAGUUUAGAUGAG